Molecule: messenger RNA, 4182 nt
Organism: Verticillium alfalfae VaMs.102
Lineage: Eukaryota; Fungi; Ascomycota; Sordariomycetes; Glomerellales; Plectosphaerellaceae
Exons: 5
Coding region: 1-4182 (1393 amino acids)
Biological process (GO): transmembrane transport
Molecular function (GO): transmembrane transporter activity
Source: RefSeq, a predicted model, not a curated record
AUGGCUUGCAACCUCAGAGAUUGCCUGGUGCUGCUGCUUUCUGUACUCUGUACUCUGGGCACCGAUGGAAACAUCACUCGUGGCACGCGUCUGACAGAUGGAAGCUGCGUGAGGCAAGGCCUCGAGGCACCGAUCUCUGACGCCUUCCAUCGAGAUCCAGCACCUGACAGACCCCUCCUCUCUGUCCAUCGACGGUUCAAGUCCCGCAGCUACAGCUCUGCCGAGGAGCUCACCAUCACUGCCAACAAGUCAGAAUCCAGCUCUUCAACGCCUUCCGUCAAGACGGUCGUUUCUGACGAUACGCCUCUCCUGAGCGCAGGCAUUCCAGACGCCUCCUCUGUCCCCACCGUCGAAACACUUCCAAACCCGGUCGGCACCAAACGUCAAAUGUUUGCACAAUAUCUCAAUUUCAACAGAGCUGCUACGGCUCGGCCAGAAGUUUCUGGAACAGAAAUAGUGGCAGGCGACUUCGACAACACGCCCACCCCGAGUACCCGUCCAUCAUUUGAGGAGACAGUUGUUCUGGCCCCAGGAAAAGGCAUGGCCUCGACCCUAUCCUCAGCUUCAAAAUCUGCCGCCGGCCAUCGACAUGCGCUGCUCAAGACCCAGCCCGGCCGGGCCAUGGACGUGGACCGAGAUCUCCCUGUUCCCCCUAUUCUGAGUCGAGAGCCCUCUACCGAUACGGUUCCGUUCCUGCGUGCGUAUUCGCCAGAAACGUUCGAAGCGAAACCCAUGGUAGCAGACGAAAGAGCACGCUCGCUCCGAGCUACAGAAUCGCCGUCUCCUGACCGGAUUCCUAUCGGGCCGCCCAGAAACCCAUACGAUCAACAGGAGCGGCCAUGCAUCGACCCAACACUCCACACUACAGAAUCACACAGAAAGGUGCAGCAUCCCGGGCUUCUGAAGGGCGCAGACUUUUGCGACGCCGGCACGUCAGGACAGCUCGCUCAACAGACAUCUCUCCCAUCCACAGACUCGGGAAUUGUAUCGUCUACAUCUUCAGAACCUGAGAUCUUGUUGGUUCAGGUACAGCGCACACUGACUGGGGACGACCUUUGCCCUACAACCAUACCCAUAGAAAUUCCAAAGCACGCUGAGCACAGCCGUGCCACAAAGGUUCGACCAGCUGCUGACCUCAAGCCCUUCUACCAUCACGAGAAUAUCAACCAGGGGCAGCAAAGCCACCCAGCUGUGUCAAAAGUUGCUCCCUUUGAUGCCUCGAGGGAGGAAGAGCACGUUUCUGACGCCCAGACCUCUAUGGAGACUUCUAGCGGUGAAGACAGCCCAGACGUGCAAAAUGCUCUUGUUCCGGAAAACGUCUCACGAAAGGUGUCUGCUGCUCCUCCAGACGGACGCACCGAAGCAACAGCAUAUCACCAACUCGAAGUCUCUGGAGUAAGCGUACCCUGCCUAGACCACCAACACAUGUCCAAGGUACAGCCAUUGCAAGAUGACGCAGAUGUCUCAAGCCAGGAAAAGUACUUCGCUAUCGGGUCAGACGACUCGCUCCAUAACGAUGAAUACAAUGAUCAGGUGCGUGCAUCUCCUGCCACCAAAUCCACGGCCACCAAGGGUGCAGCUCUCGAUUACAGACGCACAGCGAAAUGGCUCCGAGAUUUACUGCUCAACCGUGACGGAUACAGUGCAGCGUUAACUGAGCGUCCUGAACGAGCCGAAAAUAUGCCGCGCGGAAGAGACAGCAACGAGCGCACUGAGCCGCUUGCCACCGCGUCUGCUCGAAGAUCUAUGUCCCCUCGCAGUUUGACACGUCCGUCAAUGCCAAAACCGAUGCUGGCCCCGACAACGCAAACAGAUUGCGGGAACUGUGUACCCUGCACAGAUGAGGCUUGUUUGGUAUUGCCCGAAAACGAGGUUCGUCGAAUCCCUGUGCGUUCAUCAAGCAUGCCACGAGCAACCCGUCGUCAACAACCCGCACGCGAGCCCUUCCAUACAUGCCCAGGAAUCAACAGACCCGAAGAGUCAUCCGACGGGCCAGAUGUCAUAGAUUUCAUGACCCAGUACGGUACGCCGCGCAAGGAAGAUGGCUCGAUCCGCACCAGGUUGGCGAACCGAAGGGCAGGAGAGGGCAGCAACGGCGGAGAUCUUCCGGGCGACGAUGCUGCAGGCCGCGGAAUGCGCCACGGUCGAGGCAUUAGCCUUCGGAACAAAUCUCAUGUCAGUUUGCCUGGCGUCCGGGCUUUCAACCUGCCCAAGUCACAUCGACGACAACCCAUCGCACGGGACUGGUCACCCGCCCGCAAGCAGUUUGUGGCUACAGUCGCGUGUACAAGCACGGCACUGACUGGAGUGGUUCUGGGCAUCUACGCCGGUAUCGUCCCUUCCAUCCAGUACUACAUUCUCGACACCACGCACGCAACCGUCUACGGCAAUGUUGGAUACCUCUUCGGCGCUUCUCUGAUGAGCGGAAACCCUCAUCAGGAGGUCGUAGACGAGCACGAUGUCAGGAGACACGGAGGAGGACUCGGUGCCUGGCUCGGAAUCUGGACAUGGUGCUGGAUUGGUUCCCUCAGUAUCGGCUUCCUUUUAGGUGCUGCGAUUAUCGACAGUCUUCGGCCUGCAUGGGGCUUCUACCUGAGUAUCAUACUCAUUGUCAGUACCCUCUUGCUGAACACGGUGUGUCCCGAAGUCAGAAGAUCCGCAUUCCGACGAUCUGUUGCAGAAGUCCGGACCGAAACGGCCAUCUCCCGGCGUCUUGCACGAGGGGAGGUCAUGAUGCACAGGAUGAAGACAGGGCCCAAGUGGUGGGGACAGGAGGUCUGGCAUGGCGUACUCCUUUCGCUCGAGAUGCUCUGCCAGCCCGGUUUCGCCAUUAUGGCUGUCUACGUCGGUUGGAUCUAUGCUCAAGUCGUGCUCAUCAUAUUAUUUUUGGGAUCACUGUCCUCGAGAUUCUACAGGAUGCGGUCGCCAUUCGUCGGUCUCAUGGUUGCUGCCAUCGCCUUGGGCGCGCUGGUAGGGAUUCCGUUCCAGAAAGCCAACCUUUUCUCGCGAGCGCGGCACCGUGAGCAGAAUACCAGCAGGAUGACCCUUGACAACAAGUUCCUCUGGACAUCUCAUCUCCUCCGCCGUACCAUUUUCGCAAUUGGUCUCCCUUUGGCUGGCCUCAUCUACACCAUGGUCUCGGAGGGGCCCCCGAUGCACCCGAGCGUUCCCGCCAUCGUCGCCGCCCUCAUAGGAUUUCUCUCCUGCUUGGCCAUUUCUGAGUGCAAUGGGUUCAUCAUGGAAACUUUUGACACAUCUGACCUGCAGCCAGGAAUGGUUGGACAUCCGCGAGAGGAGUCGGCCACGUCCAAGAAGAGGACAAACUAUUCCUCAUUCCCCAGAGUCAGUGCUGGCCUUGCCCUGUGCCACACCUUUGCCUUUGUCUUUGCAGCAGGAGCCUCAACUCUUGGCGGCCUCUCUCUGCGAAACCUCGGGCAGCGAGCCGCGACAGGUGUGGUGGCAGGUAUACUGUUCGUCUUGACAUUACUACUUCUCAUUGGACUCAUCCGUUUCAAGGAGGUUCAAAUCAUUCCAGCCUGCAAGUCUUUUGAGAUGGACCGCUGGACUGAAGUCCGUCGCAAAUCGUUACACCGCCGGGCCUCGAUGCCGAAAGGCACACCCAGUACCGACGAUGCCGUGGCCGAAGACGAGCCGUGGCGUCCGAUCGUCAUUGGCAAUCCGGUAGCCAAGACGCGCCGCGUGAACAUCCUCGAACUGGGCCCCAUGACGCGCUGGACUGAGAUUCGACGAAGGAACAAGCUCGUUGACGCCAAUGUCAGCGCUGGUCGAGCAGCGCUUGACGUUGUGCGUGAUGUCCGGGAACUCGUGUCACGAUCACCCAGCCAACGCAGCGUGACAGAGAGUACGCGGCGAGGACAUUUGCAUCGCAGCGGCGGUUCCGGCGGCAGCAACGACAUGGAGCUGGACAAUCUGCGGCGUCAAGCUGCGAGCACAUCUGCCAACAGCCACCACAGCUGGACCACGGCAGACCCGUACGUGGAGCGUGAAUGCGUCCUCGGCCAGACUGUGCGAGAAGAGCAGGAGGAGGAAGAGCCCAGCUACGUAAAGUCGGAUACAAGCGCCGAUGAAACGGCGGCGGAACAGUACAGCACACGCAUGCGGACUUCCAAGGUCAGACCCAUGUACCAAGGGCCACCAAAGGGGAAAGGAAAAGGAGAUUGA